Molecule: messenger RNA, 1634 nt
Organism: Filobasidium floriforme
Lineage: Eukaryota; Fungi; Basidiomycota; Tremellomycetes; Filobasidiales; Filobasidiaceae
Exons: 2
Coding region: 231-1469 (412 amino acids)
Source: RefSeq, a predicted model, not a curated record
AAGGUGGACGAAGACCGAGUGUCUAGUGCGAGAUGACUUCUUUCCCGCCGAUUUCCAGAAUCUACGACUACCUUAUGCUUGUUUGUAAUACGAUACGUUCUUAUGCCUGCUUCGAGGUUGAGUCUUGACAACUUGACGAGUCUGUAGCGAUGACAAUUGCGGGUUCAAGGUCGCAAGUCACGUGAAGCCUAGGUGAGCGUUGACCGAGGUCGGGGAUCAAGAGAUCUGGGAUGAGCAGGUCAUCCUUAUCAAACGUCCUGCAAGCUCGUGGCUCGCACCUGCGUAUCGUUUGGACAAUAGACAUAGCUCCGACAAUCCUCAUCGAAAUGCCGCAUAACUCAACGGCCGGGAAACGCAGAGCGGCCGAGGGCCGGGACGAGCCCCGCAAGAGUCGCCGAGCUCCUCCUGGCGACCGCAGCACAACUACCCCUCCUACCGAUAUCAAACCAGUAGUGUCAUCUCCCGACAUUGUCCUCCUCGAUGAGUUAUUCACUCCCGAACUCAGUACCUCGUCAGCGGCAGGACCAGGGCCGAAUUCGACCCGUCGAGCCAAGUCCGCUGCCUCCGCUUCGAUCGCUCAGGCCGCUGCCGUUUCUAACGACGGUGAAAGCCAAGAUGAUGGGAGUGACAGCGAGCCCUAUGCCAGUCCCGGCCCAGGUGUGAGGUUACCGGGAGUGCCCAAGAUCUAUGACUUCAAGUUCAUAGACAAGAUCAAUCCUGGGGUGUCUCCUAUCUGGGCUGCUAAGCAGCGAUGUUUAGAGGUAGAAAAGAAGUACGGCUUCUCGGAAACAUGGAUUCGUGUCAAGAAGAUUGUUAACGACCCACAGGCCCGAGUUCAUAGGGGAGAAGACCGGUGCCAACGGUGCCGAGAAUUCGAUGGCAAAGUUCCCGAGGGGAUGGAGGUCUGGCCCUGCAUCACGGAGGGCAAAUCAAAGUGCACCUUUUGCCGCCUGGUAACGCGGCCAUGCACGCUGUGGUACCUCGCACCUGGCAACAAUCAAGAAGCCGACGUCGCGGCUCUGCCCGUACCUGCAGAUAUUCCUGUCCCAACCAUCGCCUCUCCGCCCGUCGCCGGACCCUCUAGAUCUAAUCGCCGCAUUCGUGGUCAAGGGCGUCUUGCGCGAUAUGAAGAAUCAGAGGCCAGUCCUGAAGUCGAUCACGAAGCACCAUCCAUGCCGUCCACUGCGGUACCGUCCAGAUCCAGGGAACAGACACCCGCACCCGCAGUAGACUCAGCUUCACCGGCCGGACCAAGCAGGGGCAAGCUAUUGCGGGAGAGACGGCAAUUCGUGCACAAGAUGAAGUGCUCGCUAGCCAUCAUAUCGGAGUCCUGCGAUCAAGUCCAAGAGCAAGACGACGACACAUCGCUGCGCGAGCUUUUGGACGAGAUGGAAGAGGAUAUGGACGAGCUUUAUGUGAUCCUCAGGGGGUUGCAGAACAAAGUGGGGGACCGUUUGUCCAACGAUUGAAUUAAAUCGAUUUACACCUGUAUGGAAAAACUGCAAUGCCUUACUCGGGUGGAUCGCCGGUGGUGGAAGGGUGGCGACGAUCAUGUCGGAGAUCAUCGCUCCAGGCUUAUCAAAGGCGGCCCACCUCGGUCAGAUCUCAGGGCGUCCUUUGGUUCGGGCCGGUUG